AUGACAGUUGCUUUCAGCAGCAUCAGCAGUGAUCCCUGCUACAACUAUGAGUCUCUGGAUCGUCCCUGGAGAGCCAACAAUGAAAGUGGAGGUUACGUUUGUGAUGAACGAUUCUCCUGGAAUGGCUGGUACCGGCUUUUCUACUAUGGAAUGAACAUCCAGAUGUCAGAGACCUGUGUUAGUUCAUACAGCUGUAAUACAUACUCUACUCUGUGGCUCAAUGGUCCUCACCCUCAGAUAGAGGAUGGAGUGGUGACCAGAGAGGUCUGUGGUAAUUAUUAUUAUUCGGAUGACUGCUGUUAUUACAAGACAAACCCCAUCAGAAUGAAAGCAUGUCCAGGAAAUUACUAUGUCUAUGAACUUGUGAAACCACAAACCUGGUGUUCAGGAUACUGCACAGAUGUCAGCACCAUUUCACGGCCGAUUUCCACCAUAAGUCCAGAUAUAAUUACUGGAUCCAGCAUUACCUCGAAUUAUGACCCGUGCAAUAACUACAACAUACUUGACAACCACUGGAGAAGCACACUCAAUUUUGAGUUUUGGAAUGGCUAUGCAAAUGAACUUGAUGACACUCGUGUAGAAUGGGAUGGCUGGUAUCGACUCUUCAUUGAUGGAUCAAAUGCUCAGAUGCCUGAGUGGUGUAUGUCUUACAUGUCAUGUGGAGGUUUUAGUGCUCUGUAUCUUGGUGGCUCUCAUCCUCAACUAGAAGAUGGAGUUGUUACUCGUCAAAUUUACGGCUCUGGCCAUGAUAUGUGCAGUCGCUACAGAUCUCAACCAAUCCAAGUUAAAGCUUGUCCUGGAAAUUAUUAUGUCUACAAAUUUACCAGACCAGCUCUUUCAAUCCCAGCUCCUGUGUAUUGUGCAGUAUUGUUAACCACUCCAAGUGUUAACCCCUGCUACAACUACACCAGUCUGGAUGAGCCUUGGAGAGCCACUGGCAACUAUAAUAACGAUUACUACUAUGGCAUGUGUGAUUAUAAUGUGGAGUGGAAUGGCUGGUACAGGCUGUUCUACAAUGGUCAAAAUGCCCAGAUGGCAGAAUCAUGUGUUAAUUAUGGCAUGUGUGGCACUUUUAACCCACUGUUACUCACCGGCCCUCAUCCACAGCUGGAAGAUGGAGUGGUCACCCGUCGGGUCUGUUCCACAGUGAAUGGCUGCUGUACUUACACAUCCCACCCUAUAAGAGUCAAAGCCUGUCCUGGAAAUUACUAUGUUUAUGAGUUUGUCAAACCAUUUGUUUGUGGAGCUUACUGUGUAGUACCAGAAGCCUCAAGCCAGUCCAUCCAAUUAGUUUCUACAACAGAGAGAAUUCCACCGAUAGUGUCCAUUACUUCACCAAUCACAACCACUGCUCCCCCUGUUGACCCCUGCUACAACUACAAUGUCCUGGAUGAUCUAUGGAGAUCCACCAACAAUCAACAUUCCUCUCAAAUAAUGUGUGACUCUUGGGUCAGCUGGAACGGCUGGUACCGUCUCUUCAUUCAGGGUCAGAGCGUUCAGAUGCCAGACACAUGUGUUGAUGAGUUGAGUUGUGGCACUCAUGCUCCACUGUGGCUGAACGGAGGACAUCCAACAGUUGAGGAUGGAGUGGUCACUCGAGAUGUCUGCGGUCACUGGAGCAAUAACUGCUGCUAUUUCCAAUCCAAUCCCAUUAAAGUCAAAGCCUGUCCAGGAGGGUAUUAUGUCUAUGAGUUUGUGAGCCCAAGUGCCUGCUAUUUGGCAUACUGUGCAGAAUCUACAACUUCCAGCUCUGAUCCCUGCUAUGAUUAUAACACUCUUGAUGAAUACUGGAGAGACAUACGACAAAACGCGUAUCAGUACUCUGGACAGGAUGACACCCUUGUUGAAUGGAGUGGCUGGUAUCGGCUGUAUUUGAAUGGAGAAAGUGCCCAGAUGUCUGAGUGGUGUGUGAGUAAUACAGGAUGUGGUGGUGAAACUGGACUUUAUCUUGGCGGUUCUCAUCCAAGAGUUGAGGAUGGAGUGGUGACCCGUGAAGUUGUUGCAAGUCAUAUAAGGUCUAACCAGUGUGACAACUACAGAUCCACAUCCAUCAAAUAUUUUAACACUACAUUUACAAACUCCAUGACAGUUACUUUCCAAAGCAUCAGCGGUGAUCCCUGCUACAACUAUGAGUCUCUGGAUCGUCCCUGGAGAGCCACUAAUGAAAGUGGAGGGUGGAUUUGUGAAGAAUCUUUCUCCUGGAAUGGCUGGUACCGGCUUUUCAACUAUGGAAUGAAUAUUCAGAUGGCAGAGACCUGUGUUAAUUCAUACAGCUGCAAUACAGACUAUAAUCUGUGGCUCAAUGGUCCUCACCCUCAGAUAGAGGAUGGAGUGGUGACUAGAGAGGUCUGUGCAGGGUUUUAUUGGGGUAGCUGCUGUCAUUACAAGACAGACCCCAUCAGAGUGAAAGCGUGUCCAGGCAAUUACUAUGUCUAUGAACUUGUGAAUCCACAACUCGGGUGUUCAGGAUACUGCACAGAAUCUACAACUUCCAGCUCUGAUCCCUGCUAUGAUUAUAACACUCUUGAUGAAUACUGGAGAGACAUACGACAAAACGCGUAUCAGUACUCUGGACAGGAUGACACCCUUGUUGAAUGGAGUGGCUGGUAUCGGCUGUAUUUGAAUGGAGAAAGUGCUCAGAUGUCUGAGUGGUGUGUGAGUUAUGUGGGAUGUGGUGGUGAAACUGGACUGUAUCUCGCCGGUUCUCAUCCAACACUUGAGGAUGGAGUGGUAGCCCGUGAAGUUUUGGGAAGUUCUCUAUGGUCUAACCAGUUUGACAACUACACAUCCACAUCCAUCCAAGUCAAAGCCUGUCCAGGAGAUUAUUACAUCUAUAAACUCGUCAAGCCAGAUCUGUCGAUUAACAGGCCUUCAUAUUGUGCAGUUGCUUUCAGCAGCAUCAGCAGUGAUCCCUGCUACAACUAUGAGUCUCUGGAUUGUCCCUGGAGAGCCAACAAUGAAAGCGGAGAUUACAUUUGUGAUGAAGGUUUCUCCUGGAAUGGCUGGUACCGGCUUUUCUACUAUGGAAUGAACAUCCAGAUGCCAGAGACCUGUGUUAGUUCAUACAGCUGUAACACAAACAUCAAUCUGUGGCUCAAUGGUCCUCACCCUCAGAUAGAGGAUGGAGUGGUGAUCAGAGAGGUCUGUGGCAAUUAUUUUUGGGAUGAGUGCUGUUAUUACAAGACAAACCCCAUCAGAGUGAAAGCGUGUCCAGGAAAUUACUAUGUCUAUGAACUUGUGAAUCCACAAUUCUGGUGUUCAGGAUACUGCACAGAUGUCAGCACCAUUUCAUGGCCAAUAUCCACUGUAAGUCCAGAUAUAAUUACUGGAUCCAGCAUGACCUCGAAUUAUGACCCGUGCAAUAACUACAACAUACUAGACAACCACUGGAGAAGCACACUCAAUUACGGGUAUUGGAAUGGCUAUGCAAAUCGACUUGAUGACACUUGUGUAGAAUGGGAUGGCUGGUAUCGGCUCUUCAUUGAUGGAUCAAGUGCUCAGAUGCCUGACUGGUGUGCAUCAUUUAUGUCAUGUGGAGGUUUUAAUGGUCUGUGGCUUGGUGGCUCUCAUCCUCGUGUAGAAGAUGGAGUUGUUACUCGUGAAAUUUACGGCUCUCGCUAUGAUCAGUGCAGUCGCUACAGAUCUGAACCAAUCCAAGUUAAAUCUUGUCCUGGAAAUUAUUAUGUCUACAAAUUUACCAGACCAACUCUUUCAAUCCCAGCUCCUGUAUAUUGUGCAGUAUUGUUAACCACUCCAAGUGUGGACCCCUGCUACAACUACACCAGUCUGGAUGAGCCUUGGAGAGCCACUGAUUACUCUAUGUAUACCAACAAUUACUACCAUGACGUGUGAUAAUGGGGGUGGAAUGGCUGGUACAGGCUGUUCUACAAUGGUCAAAAUACUCAGAUGCCAGAAUUAUGUGUCAAUCAAGGCAUGUGUGGCACUGAAUCCCCACUGUCACUCAGUGGCCCUCAUCCACAGCUGGAAGAUGGAGUUGUCACCCGUCAGGUCUGUCUCCCAUGGGGUGACUGCUGUGCUUACACAUCCCACCCUAUAAGAGUCAAAGCCUGUCCCGGAAAUUACUAUGUUUACGAGUUUGUCAAGCCAAUGGUUUGUGGAGCUUACUGUGUAGAAGCCUCAAGCCCUACAACAACAGAGCGAAUUCCACCCACAGAAUCCAUUACUCCACCAAUCACAACCACUGCUCCCCCUGUUGACCCCUGCUACAACUACAAUGUCCUGGAUGAUCUAUGGAGAGCCACCAACAAUCAACAUUCCUCUCAAAUAAUGUGUGACUCUUGGGUCAGCUGGAAUGGCUGGUACUGUCUCUUCAUUCAAGGUCAAAGCGUUCAGAUGCCAGACACAUGUGUUGAUGAGUAUAGUUGUGGCACUCAUGCUCCACUGUGGCUGAACGGAGGACAUCCAACAGUCGAGGAUGGAGUGGUCACUCGAGAUGUCUGUGGUCACUGGAGCAAUAACUGCUGCUAUUUCCAAUCCAAUCCCAUUAAAGUCAAAGCCUGUCCAGGAGGGUAUUAUGUCUAUGAGUUUGUGAGUCCAACUAUCUGCUAUUUGGCAUACUGUGCAGGUAAAUAUAUUGACAUGUGCUCUCUGUUUUUGUAA
Messenger RNA from Sinocyclocheilus anshuiensis, 4620 nucleotides. RefSeq lists its product as uncharacterized. The record is from RefSeq and is a predicted model, not a curated record. Lineage: Eukaryota; Metazoa; Chordata; Actinopteri; Cypriniformes; Cyprinidae.